Messenger RNA from Trichomycterus rosablanca, 1569 nucleotides. RefSeq names its product protein C (inactivator of coagulation factors Va and VIIIa), a (gene proca). Gene Ontology annotation, molecular function: calcium ion binding; serine-type endopeptidase activity. Gene Ontology annotation, biological process: blood coagulation; proteolysis. NCBI's taxonomy places the organism in Eukaryota, Metazoa, Chordata, Actinopteri, Siluriformes, Trichomycteridae. The coding region runs from base 92 to 1402 and encodes 436 amino acids. The transcript has 9 exons. The record is from RefSeq and is a predicted model, not a curated record. Gene Ontology annotation, cellular component: extracellular region.
ACAGAUCUUAGUUAGUCAUUAACACAAUUUCAACAGCACAUCAACCAUUCCUGCACUUAAACUAUCAACAUAGUCCGCGUCAGAGACAAAAAUGGCGAGGACGUCUCUCCUCUGCGCCGCUGUGAUUUUCCUCUGGGCCGCUUCUGCCGUCAGCGUGUCCGUUUUCUACAGCAGCCCGAAGGCUCACGCGCUGCUGCGUUCCAGACGGGCCAACAGCUUCCUGGAGGAGAUUAAGCCCCCGUCCCUGGAGCGAGAGUGUAUGGAGGAGUUGUGUGAUUUUGAGGAGGCCAGAGAGAUCCACCAGUCGAGAGAAGCCACGUUGGAGUUCUGGACUGUAUAUGCAGAUGGCAACCAGUGCCUCCCAAACGCCUGCCAGAAUGGAUUUUGUGUGGACCAGUUCCAGUCGUACAUGUGCCAGUGCAAUCAUGGGUUUGAAGGGAAACACUGUCACAUACGUAGCACACACUUCAACUGCUCGCUGGACAACGGUGGCUGUGAUCAUGACUGCUUCGAGAAAAAGGACAAGACAGGACGUUACUGCACCUGCGUCAACGGAUACAGACAGCAGGAGAACGGCCUAGAGUGUGCGCCCAUAAAUCAACAGUCCUGUGGACAGAUCUUAAUUGCCAAGUCAUCCUACAAAAACAAGCCUCUGUCACAAACAAGUCUGACGCCCUGGCUCAUCGGGGGGGAAGUGGGCAAACGGGGAGAGAGUCCCUGGCAGGCUCUCAUAUUGAACCCCAGAGGAGAUUUCCACUGUGGCGGGGUGCUGAUCGCUGAAAACUGGGUCCUCACCGCUGCUCACUGCCUCGAAGCUUAUUCCCGCUUCAGCGUCAGACUCGGUGACUACAAGCGGUUUAUAAUCGAGGGAUCCGAGAUGACCAUUUCUGUGUCACGUAUCGUCUCCCACCCGAACUACGACAGCGUGACAGUGGAUAACGACAUAGCCCUGCUGCGCCUGGCCACGCCGGUGAAGUUAAGCAUGUACAUCGUCCCGGCGUGCCUGCCGAGCCGCGAGCUGGCGGAUCGCGUGCUCCACCUGAACGGCACCAUGACGGUGGUGACGGGCUGGGGCAUGGAGAGGGAGGGGCCAAAGCCGUACAGCUCGGACCUCAAGCACAUCAACAUACCGCUGGUAGAGCACUCGGAGUGCGCCCGUCACAUGGUCAACAACCUGACGCAGAACGUGCUGUGCGCCGGGUCCAUCGGGAGCGUGAAGGACGCCUGCAAGGGCGACAGCGGCGGGCCCAUGAUGACGCUCUACCGCAACACGUGGUUCCUGGUCGGCCUGGUGUCCUGGGGCGAAGGCUGCGGACACUUGGACAAACUGGGCAUCUACACCAAAGUGGCCAAUUACGUGGAGUGGAUAGAAGGUGUGAAGAAGGAGCCGCUGAGCCGCUGAUCUGUUGACCGAAAUGAACCAGCGAACCCGGUUGUGCGCGCUAAUAAUCAGCAGUUUUUUAAGUGUUUGUAAACUGUAUACUGACCCCCCCCCCCACACACCCGAAAAUGCUCAAAAUAUCCCCUGAUAUACUGAUGUUAAAAUGAUAAAUAAAUAUAUUCCACUUA